Lottia gigantea (owl limpet) is the source of this 573-nucleotide messenger RNA. RefSeq lists its product as hypothetical. The transcript has a single exon. The record is from RefSeq and is a predicted model, not a curated record. The annotation marks the transcript as partial. NCBI's taxonomy places the organism in Eukaryota, Metazoa, Mollusca, Gastropoda, Lottiidae.
UUGUCUGCAAUCUUUGAGAUUAUAGAGUUCAAGUUGUCUGCAAUCUUUGAGAUUAUAGAGUUCAAGUUGUCUGCAAUCUUUGAGACUAUAGAGUUCAAGUUGUCUGCAAUCUUUGAGACUAUAGAGAUCAAGUUGUCUGCGAAUUUUGAGAUUAUAGAGAUCAAGUUGUCUGCAAAUUUUGAGAUUAUAGAGAUCAAGUGGUCUGCAAUCUUUGAGACUAUAGAGAUCAAGUUGUCUGCGAAUUUUGAGAUUAUAGAGAUCAAGUUGUCUGCAAUCUUUGAGAUUAUAGAGUUCAAGUUGUCUGCGAUCUUUGAGAUUAUAGAGAUCAAGUUGUCUGCAAUCUUUGAGACUAUAGAGAUCAAGUUGUUUGCGAAUUUUGAGAUUAUAGAGUUCAAGUUGUCUGCAAUCUUUGAGAUUAUAGAGAUCAAGUUGUCUGCAAUCUUUGAGAUUAUAGAGUUCAAAUUGUCUGCAAUCUUUGAGAUUAUAGAGUUCAAGUUGUCUGCAAUCUUUGAGACUAUAGAGUUCAAGUUGUCUGCGAUCUUUGAGAUUAUAGAGUUCAAGUUGUCUGCAAUC